Symbiodinium pilosum is the source of this 987-nucleotide messenger RNA. The record is from the annotation of a GenBank genome assembly. Lineage: Eukaryota; Dinophyceae; Suessiales; Symbiodiniaceae.
AUGGCCAAGAAGACCGCCAUUGGUAUUGACCUGGGCACCACGUACAGCUGCGUGGGAGUUUGGAAGAACGACGGUGUCGAGAUCAUUGCCAAUGAUCAAGGCAACCGGACCACUCCUUCCUAUGUGGCCUUCACGGACACCGAGCGCCUGAUCGGCGAUGCAGCCAAGAACCAGGUCGCUCGAAAUCCCGAGAACACGGUGUUCGACGCCAAGCGCCUGAUUGGCCGCAAAUUCAACGACCCUAUCGUGCAGGCGGACAUCAAGCUGUGGCCCUUUAAGUGCGUCUCCGGUCCCAGCGACAAGCCGCUCAUCGUGGUCACUGUGGAGGGCGAGGAGAAGAAGUUCCAUCCGGAAGAGAUUUCGUCGAUGGUGCUCCUUAAGAUGAAGGAGACGGCGGAGGCCUACCUUGGUUCCAAGAUCAACGACGCCGUCGUGACGGUGCCCGCGUACUUCAACGAUUCGCAGCGCCAGGCCACCAAGGAUGCAGGAACAAUCUCGGGCAUGAACGUUCUACGCAUCAUCAACGAGCCGACCGCGGCGGCGAUCGCAUACGGCCUCGACAAGAAGCUUGCCUUCAAAGUGCUUGACAAACGUUGUGAACUGUGCGAGAGUGUGAAGGGAUCCGGAGAGCGCAACGUCCUCAUCUACGACAUGGGAGGAGGCACUUUCGAUGUCUCCCUCCUGACCAUCGAGGAUGGUAUCUUCGAGGUGAAGGCCACGGCAGGCGACACCCACCUGGGUGGCGAGGACUUCGACAACCGCGUGGUGGACUUCUGCAUCCAAGACUUCAAGCGAAAGAACCGCGGCAAGGACAUGGACGAGUUCGAGGCCAAGCAGAAGGAGCUCGAGGGCAUCGUGAACCCCAUCAUGAUGAAAGUCUACCAGGCGGCUGGCGGCGGCGGCAUGCCCGAGGGCGGCAUGCCGGGUGGCGGCAUGGGCGGUGCCCCUGGUGGCGCCAGCGGCCCCACCGUUGAGGAGGUUGACUAG